CCGGUAUGUUUUUGACGAUUUCUCAUUCUACCUACCAAGCAUUAACGCGUGCCUAGUAACUGUUCUUUGAUAAUGCAAAGCAAAUAAUUACGAUUGUUUGGUCAGUUUUUGUAUUUUUAUAAAAUAUAAUCUAUACCGACGUCCAGUGAUCUGACGUAUAGGAGUCUGUUUUAUAUACUCCCAUGUUUGUUGAAUAUAUUUUAGUGACAUCUAAAUGAAAUAGAAUGACACUUGUUUGAACGAUAUUGGAAUAGAAUUUGUUGUGCGAGCACUCAUAAUCGUUGAGCUAUAUUUACACCUGGUUGUUUAGAAUCGCGACUUGUCUCGAGUAGGACUUACUGCUAGUUCAUGCGUGUCGUGCAAGUUUUGUUCCGCUGAUAAUACUCAUUACUCACGACAUGAAUUAGAGGUUUUACAAGGCAGGAAAACCAAAACAAAUAUUUUGAGUGGGCAAAGUUUCCACGAAAUAGAUGGAUUGUCGUGAAUUUGUUAUUAAAGUUGACUGACAACAAUGAUGGCCUCCUCGUUGAUUUACACUAACAGUGGAAUUGUUUUGUUGACCAUCAGUUUGAGCCUACUUUCCCGGCUGAGUUUUGGACUGUCGUGUGAGCCCUGCUAUGAAAGGGAAUGCGUGCGACCAAUUUGUAAAGGAGGCCUCGUAUUUGAUGUAUGUAAUUGUUGCCCGGUCUGUGCUAAGAUUGAAGGGGAAAAAUGCGGUGGUCCAUGGGGAUUAUUCGGUACUUGUGACGAUGGAUUACAUUGCAAAGGUGGCCGAUUUUUUGGGGAUCAUGUAAAAGAAGGAGUUGAAGACGAUUUAGGUGUCUGUACAGCACUAGAGUUGGAAAGGUCAUCAGGAGAUCACGAAGACUGCGUACAAACGCUGUUCUCUGGAUGCAAUAUUCGUAAUGGUGUGUGUCAAUGCGACAAUGAUGUCCUUGAAUGCGACAACCCCUUUGCUUAUGCUAAUUAUGCUCUUUGUCAGGAUGCCUUGUGGCGGAUUGCCUCUGAAAACGGUGCUCUUGGCCCAGCUGGUAGUAUUCCACCCUCUGCACUGUUGAGAGAAGACACAUCUAAAGACUGCUCCAACAUCAAGUGUGUCAUUGUAAACGUUGCAUGUCCAAACGAUAGCAUCACUGUGAUACCUCCAAGUGACCCCACUAAAUGCUGCGACCCGCCCCGCUCCUGCCGUUGUGAUACAAGUAGGUGUGACGAUAUCAUUUGUGCAGGCGGCUAUGAGAAGGUACUCGUUUCAGCAGGAGAUGGACAUCCUGGUACUUGCUGUGAUCAUUUCCAGUGUCGUCCGCUAACCCCCUCUUCAGAUUGCAGUAAUGUUGAAUGUCCUCCAAGUUUGCCACGCCUGUGUCCGGUCAAUUCACGAUACAUCUCUGGUGGCGUGUCUGCUGAUGGAUGUUGUCUGCUACCUAGCCGCUGCGAAUGUGCUUCAGAGCUAUGUGUAAUGCCAACCUGUGAAGAAGGCUAUGAACUAAGGUUAAUAGCAGAGGGGCAAGGCGAUCCUGACAACUGCUGUCCUGUUUACAAGUGUAUUAAUCAGUCAAUAAAGGAUGGCUGUACUUAUCAAGGAAUCCCGUACAGGCAUAGAGAGACGUGGCAACCUGAAACUUGUCGCAGGUGCGAGUGCUGGAAUGGCAUUUCACGUUGUAUGCCUAUUCCAGAUUGUCAAGACUUCACUAUCCCACCAACGAUUUUAAAAGCCUUAUGCGAGGUUGACGAAGGGCUCUACGAACAUGGUGAUGAGUGGGAUCAUGAUGACUGUACAACAUGUCGUUGCGUACAGGGCAAGGUUCAAUGUACUGGUGCUUCCUGCGCAAUCACGUGCAUGAAUGCGAAGAAGAUACCGGGAGUUUGCUGUCCUGUAUGUGAUGAGCCAGAUAUAAUAACAGUUCCAUCGCUUCCAUGCCCACAAUUAAACUGUAGUUUGGACUGUCCUCACGGAUUCACAAAAGACAAUGAAGGCUGUCCUCUGUGUAAUUGUGCAGCAGUUUCCUGUCCUGAACUGAGUGACUGCCCACUUCAUUGUGCAAAUGGAUUGGCUGAGGAUAGUCAGGGUUGCAGAAUAUGCAGCUGCAAGUCUGAUCCAGCCAAGUGCUCACCCGUGAACACUUGUUCCAAGUACUGUAUCUAUGGGUUCCAGAAUGAUCGAUGGGGAUGUCCACGGUGUAAAUGCAAGCGGUGCCCCGAUUUGACUGAUUGUACCCUUCAAUGCCCCAAUGGCUUCAAGAAAAAUGACCGCGGCUGUAACAUAUGCCGAUGUGCAGUAAAAUUAACAGAAACUCCAAAGCCUGUGACAGUUCUAGUGGACCUUGGUUCCUGUCAGUCAUUCAGCAAACAGUACGAGGACAGUGAGAGUUGGCACGAUGGCUGUAGAGAAUGCUACUGCCACAAUGGACAAGAAAUGUGCACACUUAUCGCAUGCACCGUUCCAGCUUGUGAAAGCCCUGUAAUCAGAACGGGUGAAUGCUGUCCUAGUUGUCCAGAUUCGGAAUCAAACACUAUCCCGCAUAUAAAUCUGAAGGUAUGUCACUCGACAGGAGGCCAUUACUACGUAGAAGGGGAAACCUGGCACAUCGACAUGUGCACCAAGUGCGUGUGUCACAACGGCCAUGUCUUAUGUUCUGUUGAGGCGUGCCCGCCAUUACCUUGUGAUCAUCCAAGCAUUGAUGAAAACAAAUGCUGCCCUCACUGUUCAGAUAUCCACACUGAUGGUUCAGGCGAUACAGAGAACAUGCCAUGCGAGGAGACUGAUGGUCUUGUGUAUGAAGAUGGUUCCACCUGGAAAGAGGACGAUUGUACGAGCUGUAAAUGUGAGAUGGGUGAAGUCACAUGUUAUUCCAACACCUGUCCACCAGCUAACUGUAAGACACCCGUAUUGAGGAAGGGACAGUGUUGCCCGUCCUGUUUACAAGAACCAGAGAAAACCUGUGAGAUUUCUGGUGCCGUGUACUUGGAUGGCCAGCAUUGGACUACAGAUCGCUGUAUUCUCUGUGUUUGUCAACAGGGCAUACCAGUCUGCACUCUACCAGAAUGUCCGCAACUGAAGUGCAAAAAUCCAGUUAUGUUACCUGGAGAAUGCUGUAAAAAAUGUCCCUCAGGUGGUGAAAAUACCCCGUCUGUAAUCACGCUGAAAUUUCCAGGUGGGAGAACAACAAGCAAAACAUUAUCAGAUAGAGCGAGACCAAGAAAUCCAUUUAAAUUGUACACUCUAGUGCCAACUAGAAUAACAAUCCCAGAGGCAGAUUCAGAGCCUUCUUCAUUUCCAGUUCUUCCGGUAGCAUUGGCAAUUCUUGUUGUCCUCUUGGCUGUAUUGAUUGUUAUUGCAAUGUUUUUGUACGUCACAAAAUGGAGGCAUCAUGUGGACUAUCAAAUUAAAUCGAAACCACUACCACCGCCUCCUGUCACAAUCAUGUCAAUAAAGAAAAAGAAUGUGGACGUUAAGAACAGUAACAGGGAUUCUAUCCGUGAUUCUGCCAACUUUAAGGAAAAUAAAGUACAGGGGAAUAUGUUUCAAGAUACAAAAAGGAAUCUGGACUCUAUUGAUAUGAAACGGUUAAGCGACUACUAUGGUGUUGGCAAAAGUAUUCAACCUGUUUAACGCACAUAUGCUUUUUUCGUUCCAGCAUGAGUGUGUGUGUGUAUAUAUACAAGAGCGUGUGCUUGAGUCUAUUGAUCUGUGCAUUGUACAUACUCGUAUCAAAAUUUGAAGGGUCUGUGUUAAAGCCUAAAGAAGUUUGAAUGUGUGGUGGCAGUCUACACCAUGGAGAGAAAGUACUAUAAAUAAAAAUAUGCGUCUUGGUGCUAGUAAUAAAUGGUUAAGUAGCUUAUUUAACCUAUCGUCCUGUUUUUUUUUUUGAUGUACAAAUUUGCCUCAGUGUUAAUGUGUGUGAUUGUGUGUAUUUAGUAUUCAGUCAUGCGCACUCUAAAAGAGAUGUCUUUAUACCUGAAUGAUAUGCUCAUUAAAUUUUGAGUUGGUAUUAUAAGAAAAUAAGUCUGAGGUAGCCUUUACAGUCUGAUUGAUAUAUACAAGCAAUUGUUUGUCUGUCAGACAACUUUUGUUUUGAACAGAUAGUGAAUGCCCCGCUUCAAAUGCUGUGUUUGAUCAAGAAAAUGUCCAUGAAGGUUGGAAGUACUUUUAGUAUCAGACAUACUUAAGUGAAUCAGAUAUAAAUCUGAUAGCAUAUGCACAUGUUAUGUAGCUAAGAGACUGUAUAAUAAACUGAGAAAACAAUAUGAAUUAAAAUUAAAUAUUCCAACUUCCUAAUUUUGCAGCUUUCUGUGUUGCUGUAUACUUCAAUAUAUUUUUAAUAUUUAAUGGUAUUUAAGGAACUUUGUCAAUUCUUUAGCUUUUGGUUGCUAGGAAAUCCAUUCUUUUUUCCAUUAUAAAAUAUCAACAUGUAACAAUGUAAUUUAAAUUUGCAUAUUGUUCUUUUUAUACAUUCGUAAAACUAACUUAUACCAAAGGUUUUAGAUACAUAUCCAAUAUGAUGAUUGUAAGUUUUGGGAAUUCGUCUUCUUUUUUUGUAGCUGUAAUAAUCAUGGCGAUAAACUUUCAUUGUUUUUACAACCAAAAUGUGUAUAAAUAGAUUUUGGAAGUAGGGUCUUGUGAAAAGACAGUAGGCGUUUAUGUUUCAAGAAAAUUUAAUAUAGUAAUUACAGAUUCCAUACUUUUUACAAAAUACUUUCAAACAAAAUUUGAUUAGGAACAAUAUUAUUGGAAAAACAAUGAUUAAAUAUUUUACAGGUAAAUUAUUCUGGGUUCUGUUUUAAUUUAAGGAAAUGUGAACCUAUGAAAAUGAUUACAAUUUAAUUAAUUCUCAGUGAUAAAAUAAUUAUUUGAUUAAGCUCAGCUUAAUGAUAUUAAGGAAUGAUAAGUAUGAGUCUAAGAGAACUUGAUUUCUCUUGGUUUAUUAUACUAUAUAUCAAAUAUAUAAUAGAUGCAUUUAUAUGAUGCGAUGAUAGAUUUAUUUAAUUGCUGAUUAAGUUUUAGAAGUAAAUCUACAGAGAAUAUAUUGUUUAUGUGACAGUUUUAUACUUUACUGUUAAACUUCUUUAUUAAUUAAGAGAAUCAUAAAAAUUAAGUGUAUAAGGUAUGAAAAUUGGAAUGUCAGUGGGAACUAGUUACUCCUCUCGGAAAUCAUAAAUGAAAAUGUUUUUGGCCAUGAAAAAUCUGUCUGGGGAAAAAAGGCUAAUGCUUUUAAUUUAGCAUCAAACAAUUAUACCUUCAAAAUAAGUUAUUAAUAUUUUUAAGUUUUAAUGUUAUUGGCUAUUUUUAGAUGUUGCUUUCUGAUUAUUUUGAUAUACCCAAAUUAAAUAUAUUAUUAUAAUUGCCAUUUAAGUAUUAUUACUAUUAUAAUUAUUAUUAUAGAAAAAUAUUUUGUUGUUAUCAUUAUUAUAAAUAUUCAUUUUAAAUGAUUUUUUGCCCUAGUCAUCAAAAUAAUAUAUGUAUGCUGAUAGUGACAUUGUUGAUUUAAUACUAUAUUUGAGACCACAGUUAAUAUCAUGCUUCUUAAAAAACAGAAAAUAAUCUGGAUAUAUGAUCUCCAAAAUAUUCGCCGCUCAAAGAAAUGAUGAUGAAAAAGUGAUAAAACACAAUAACAAAACACUCUCUCUUGCCAAUCUUGGCUUUUUAAAAGUUGCAUUUUUUUUAAAGAUAAUAUUGUGGGUGGGAAGAUUUUAGUUGUUUCAUCAACAAUUAGAUAAAACAUAUGGGAUAUGGGAUUUAUUCCCUCAGAUAUGAAUUGUAUUUGUGUAUGAUGUUUUUAAAUGGAUUCAUUGUUAUGUAAUAACGCAGUGUAAGAGGCUAAUGUAUUAACAAGUCAUAUAUUUUUAUAGUUUAUUGCAUUCUUUUCAACUAUAUAAUAAAAUUGUAUUAUGUUAUGUAGAUUUUGGCCACCGAAUGAAAAAAUGUGUGUGAAGCCCAUAUAGAGAAACGAAGUGAGUUUAUAAUUAUAUCAAAUGCUCAGAUAAUAUAUUAAACAAUGGUACAGUACAUUUCAGAUAAUGUACAAAAUUCAAAACAAAUCCCAUAUUGAUGUUGGAAAGUAUUUUUAUCAGUUGUUUCUGGAGGGUUCAUUUAAAUUGCAAUCAUAUAAAAUUCCAUCUCUAAAGAUAAUUGUAGACUUUUUUUGAAGAUUAAUAAAAUUCACACUUAUAUGUUUAAUGAUGGAUUCCUUUUGCAUUCAACAGCUACAUCCUCCUAUGUAGUUGUCGCAUAGUCACAUAGUUUUGAGGUACCUGUAUGUAUCAGCAUGCAGUUAUUUAACGUUGUCUUCACUCAUGUGGAGGAAAACGUCUAAAUGUAUCCAAAACUUUACUUCCAAAAGAGAUGGUCGUAACAUGUUAGUGUGGUAACCGUACAUGUAGGCCUGAUGCAUUGUGGUUGCCUUCUCAGGUUGACUUGUACUUACUCCCACAGUGGUGUGGUGCUACUACCUUUCUUCCUGGUUCCAAGCAAUCAGCGAUGUUAUUUGCUAUUAAUGAAAGAAUAGCUUUCCAUUAUGAUUAAACCUUUGUUUUAUCAUAUAUUUAGUUUCGGUAUUAUUUUUAAUGCAGUUACAAUUUAGGUUUAUGUACAGUAAGAAGUAAUGCUAUCCCUUGGUUACACUGUAAUGUCUGAAUUCCACUAUUUUUCAAAUAUUCCAGAAAUAAAUAAGGCCUAGAUUGUAUUGUGAACCAAAGAGCAAGAACGUAGUGUGACACUGUGUGUGAAUGUACGCAUGGCAUUAUUUGAAUCUCCAUUGUCACAUAAUUUUGUGUGACAUUGCUUGAAGCAGCAAAGAAACAUGUUCCGCACAUUUGAAACAACUUGUAUGUGUAAUUAGAAUUUGAUGUAUCCUAAAAGGUUGUAGGUCAAAUGUAAAUUAUGCUUGUAUAUUUGUGAAACAAGAGUGCAUGAAAUAUUUGGAAUAAAGGGGCAGUUGUCACAUUUUGUAA
Molecule: messenger RNA, 6948 nt
Organism: Anneissia japonica
Lineage: Eukaryota; Metazoa; Echinodermata; Crinoidea; Comatulida; Comatulidae
Product: cysteine-rich motor neuron 1 protein-like
Exons: 16
Coding region: 512-3610 (1032 amino acids)
Cellular component (GO): extracellular region
Molecular function (GO): protein binding; serine-type endopeptidase inhibitor activity
Source: RefSeq, a predicted model, not a curated record